CAACUUUUCUUCAUAAUUCAACAAUCAACCCAAUAUAACAUGAAAAUUAUCACGAAGUUCUCUCUUUUCUGCUGAGCUGCUCGAAUCAAUGGACGAAUCCUUCACCAACAUCCCCAGCAGCCACUUUGUUGGAUCCGUGCCGGCUGUUAUUAGUGAAGAUAAGAAACCCGCUAACCCGCCAGAAGUUCCAGGAGCAAACUUGCAAAUAUUUCCCCCCAAUACUAAUAAUGGUCAGGGCUACCAAACAAUAGGCGGUCCCAGCGGUAAUGCUGAUGAUGGUGGUCUACAGCCAACAAACAACUGGAAGGGACUAUUCAGCAUCUCUUCAUACACACAAUAUUUUAAUGUAGACACCGACAUUGUUUUGAACAGAUUGAUAAGUUCUUUGUAUCCUACAACCGGAGACUUUGUCAACAAGAUUGAUGCAAACCCAGACCUCUAUGGGCUUGUCUGGAUCUCUACUACAUUGGUUUUUGUGAUUGCCUCGCUUGGAAAUUGUGCCACCUACUUAAUGAACAGCAAAGGCAACCCAAAUAUCACAUGGACAUUUGAUGUCAACUAUGUAAAUGUCGCAGCAGGCUCCAUUUAUGGAUAUGCGCUCAUAGUUCCGCUGGGAUAUUACUUUUUGCUUCAGUACUUGGGUGCAAGUGUCAGCCUCGUACGCUUUUGGUGCUUGUGGGGAUAUUCCCUUUUCAUUUUCAUCUUGAUUUCUUUUCUGUUGCUGAUUCCCCUUGAAUUUCUUCGGUGGGUUAUCAUAUUGGUUGCUGGUGCUGCAUCAGCCAGCUUUGUCAGUUUGAACCUCAAGAAUUAUGUACAAACUGCAGAUACUAUGAUUGUGGUCGUCUCAGCAUUCGUACUGCAAAUGGGUUUGUCAAUCUUCAUCAAGAUGUGGUUUUUCCCCUAACUUGUACUUUAUCGUGUUUUCCUAUGUUUGAGUACAGAACUGGACUUACGAGCCUUGUAAACGUUUUUUCCACAGUUUAGUAUGCGGUAGUUGGUUGCUGGUGUAUUCAUAUAUUGUAAGCACUGGUGUCUGUAUAUUCUCAAAUGCUACAAAUUUGGUUGGAACUUUGUAAGGAUUCUGGUUUCUGGUUAA
Messenger RNA from Salvia hispanica, 1096 nucleotides. RefSeq names its product Integral membrane Yip1 family protein. Gene Ontology annotation, cellular component: Golgi apparatus; membrane. Gene Ontology annotation, molecular function: small GTPase binding. NCBI's taxonomy places the organism in Eukaryota, Viridiplantae, Streptophyta, Magnoliopsida, Lamiales, Lamiaceae. The record is from RefSeq and is a predicted model, not a curated record. Gene Ontology annotation, biological process: vesicle-mediated transport.